Molecule: messenger RNA, 781 nt
Organism: Ctenocephalides felis (cat flea)
Lineage: Eukaryota; Metazoa; Arthropoda; Insecta; Siphonaptera; Pulicidae
Exons: 6
Coding region: 173-652 (159 amino acids)
Source: RefSeq, a predicted model, not a curated record
GUCCUUUUGCAGAUGCAAUAUGAAUGGCAACUACAAGAAUCCUGACGAUAUGCUGGAAUUAUCUUUGAUUUUUCUACGUAUGCAAGAGUCUGAACUAAGAAUGGAGGGAAAACGAACAGAAUCGAUUCACUGAACAUACAAAAAUAAAUAUAGUGCUUGGUAAUGUCAAAGGAUGGCAAAAAAUCUGGGAGAUAGCACAGUCGUGGCAACAGCUGCUAGUAUUAAAAUAGUUACACCGCAAAACAAGAGGGCUACAAUUAUAAUUUAUCCAACAGUGUCGCCAGAGUCUAUUGUGAUACCAAUCGUAUCGUGCAUCGUGGGUUUCCCUAUAUUGGCAUUGCUCAUCAUCUGCUGUCUUCGCCGAAGGGCUCGAAUGGCAAGGGAGAGAGCGAGAAGAAGGAACUGUGAUAAGGAACACGGCACUUUGUCACUAGUUCGAUUCAGUCCAAUUCAUAGAUUAGCCGGAACUCAUAAUGCUAGGCCCAUAACUUUAAAACCCGAUAGACAAAUGAGUCGGGGCUUUCCUUCGCAGGAACUAGAUACCGUGGUUGAAGAAAAGUCAGAUCCGGAGCAAACACAGAUAUUUCAGGUUGAGUUAAUGACGCCAGAUACAGAUACGAACGGAACCGACACAACGGGGAAAGAGAGCUAGCCGAAAAUCACCCGCCACACGGCGCUUAUACAUGGAGGACCUAGUGUAUCGGGCGAGAGACCACCAUUAUGGAGUUCGCUGACACAUAUGCAUGCACUCCAUGAGGCUUUACCUUUGAGUUGACCCGAA